Messenger RNA from Rhagoletis pomonella (apple maggot), 3462 nucleotides. RefSeq lists its product as uncharacterized. The record is from RefSeq and is a predicted model, not a curated record. Lineage: Eukaryota; Metazoa; Arthropoda; Insecta; Diptera; Tephritidae. The transcript has 2 exons. The coding region runs from base 1 to 3462 and encodes 1153 amino acids.
AUGAGCAAAGCAAGUACCAGCGAAUCGGACACCGGAACCGUUAUUGAUUUAGAUGCAUUAUUUACCCUACAGUUAGAGCGAUGCGAGACACUUAAGCAAAUUUUAAAGAAUUUUAAAAAGGACCCAAAUACGAGAAAAACUAGGGUAUACUGCCAGGUUCGCCUUGAAAAGAUAGAAGCAGUACAUGGAGAGUUUAACAAAACUCACACCACCAUUGUACACCAUGACACCAGUCGCAAAUCGCAAUAUUUUACUGACAGGGUAGCUUCGGAGUUUGAAGAACGCUAUUUCGAUAGCCGGGUUGCACUUUUAGAAGCAUACAACGAACAAACGCCUUCAUCUUCGGAGCAAUCUGCCGGUUCUCAACUGCAAGUUCCAAAAAAAAUGUCACCAAUCGAAAUGCCAAAACUACCGUUGCCAUCGUUCUCUGGCAAAUAUAUCGAAUGGCCGGCGUUUCAUGAUGCAUUUGUCCGACUGAUCCACACCAACACCGACUUAAGUGCUAUUCAAAAAUUUCACUUUUUAAAGAAGGCACUGCCAGCAGAAAACGAUGUAGAUGUUCAGCAAAUGGCCUUAACUGAGACCAACUAUGGAACUGCCUGGGAUUUAUUUGUAAAUCGUUAUAAUAAUCCUCGUCUACUAUUCAUGCACCACAUGAACAAGCUCUUCACACAAUCUGCAGUUACUAAAGAGUGCUCAGACGACAUCAAGUCUUUACUCAAUGUAGCAAAAGUCUGUAUAAAUGAGUUCAGUCGUUUGAAAAUACCUAUUUCACAGGGCAAUCAGUGGAUUGCGUACCUUUUGUCAACAAAGUUGCCAAAGGAUACCCAUCACGCUUGGGAAUAUCACCUCGGCAGUGACGUUAACAUCCCCACCUUUGAAAUGUUAGAAGCAUUUUUAAAUAAGCGUCUGGUGAAAAUCAAUGUGAUUGAAAAUAGAAACAUUUCAUGUGGUAAUAACUCACUGUCAAAGACCAGCAAUGUGGCUGAUACCACUUCGUCAACUAAACGCCAAAGUCGACCUCCAAAGGCUUUAUACAGACAUAAUAGUAAUAGUUUUCACGCCACUAGUCAACCGAAAAACGUCAAUUCAUGCUUUCUGUGUGGCGAAGCACACAUUCUGCGGCGCUGUACCAAAUUCCUCGCCAAAGAUUGCUUUGAGAGAAAGUCUAUCGCGGACAAAGAAAAACUUUGUUUAAAUUGCCUGAGCAGGGCUCAUUCAGUUUCCCGUUGCACCAGCACGAAGAACUGUCUACAGUGUAGCCAAAGACACCACACUCUUCUACAUUUUCCAAUGUCAAAGCCCCCACAGCAAAAUGAAUCCCCUCGAUCACACGAGGGUGGCAAAUCUCAAAUAGCUUUAAACCCAUCAGCUCAAACCUUUCAAGUUGAAAGCACUCAGAGUCAGACCACGACUCAUCAAAACCCCACGUCAUCCAGGUUAACGCACACUGCUCAGCUUCUUACAGAACCGUCACAGAAGCAGACUCGUAAGGUGCUUUUAGCCACCGCUCUCGUCACGAUCAAGAACGACGGCACGGGUCAGUCCAUGGUAGUACGUGCGCUAUUAGAUCAAGGCUCUGAAUGCACACUUAUUUCAGAGCAUGCCGUUCAAACACUCUGUUUGACACGCAACCGUGCUUCGGCAGAUAUAUCUGGGGUGGGCAGCAACGUCGCGCAUCGUUGUAAGCACACUGUGAAUUUCACAAUGCACUCAUAUGUGAACCCUAACUACCAUGUCGCGGUCAAUACCGCCUUUGUUUUAAAGGCGCUCACCAAUAAAUUGCCAAGUCAAACAAUUGAGCCAAACCAAUGGGCUCAUAUUCGAGGACUGCAGUUAGCAGACAUGUUCGCUAACCUUUUAUUGCCAGAAACACGUAUUGGAGGACUUCAUGAACCAAUAGCCCAGCGCACCCAUCUGGGAUGGAUAUUGUCUGGCAAUACUACUUCCACCCCCAAAGUUGAUGCUGCUAGUCUUCAUUGCAACCAUGUCACUCUCGAGCUGGAAUCACUUGUACAACGUUUUUUCGAAAUCGAUCAAGUACCGACCGAGAGAUCUCUCUCGCAAGAAGAAAACUGGUGUGAAACACAUUUUCAACAAACGCAUAUGCGCCAACCAAAUGGGAAAUAUUUAGUGAGACUUCCAUUGAAAAAUUUGUUUGAUGAAUCUCAAACCCUCGGUAAAUCCAAAAAACUUGCACUCAACCGCUUUCAUUCACUGGAGCGAAAACUACAACGCAACGAUGAAUUGCGAGCCCGGUAUGAAGGGUGUAUUCGGGAAUAUUUCACCCUGAAUCAAAUAACUCCUGCUACGACAACUGAGGAGCAGCAUUCCGUCAAACUUGCCUCAAGUGCUCCAACAGUCGCAUCAUGUGUAUUACCUCACCACGCUGUGAUCAAAGAGGAAAGUCUAACCACAAAGCUAAGAAUCGUGUUUGACGCCUCGUGCAAGACUAGCAAUGGCAAAUCGUUAAAUGACGUACUGUGUGUGGGACCCGCACUUCAAAAUGAUCUGCCAGCAGUAGUUUUAAAUUGGAGAAAACACAAAUUUGCGUUUACAUCUGAUAUCCAAAAAAUGUAUCGGUGCAUAGACAUGCACACAGAUGACUCGCAAUAUCAACGCAUUUUGUGGCGAAACGAAGCAAAUGAAAUUCAGGAGUAUUGUCUCACGACAGUCACAUUUGGGACUGCUUCCGCUCCCUAUACCGCGAUACGAAUCCUCCACCAACUGGCUGAAGACGAAAGUACAUCGUGUCCGUUAGCAGCACCUGUCCUUCGGAAUGAAAUGUAUGUUGACUACGUACUAUCUGGCGGUCACUCCGUUGAGAUCGCCACCGAAAUUCGCAAACAAGUAACCUUAGCAUUGCGCUCCGCUGGCAUGGAACUUCGAAAAUGGAGCAGCAACUCAUCGGCGGUGCUGGACGGUAUUCCCACCGAAAACAGGUCAGACAGUAAUGCCUUACAGUUAAAUAGCAGCGAUACCGUUAAAACCCUUGGCAUUCUGUGGCAACCGAACAAGGACGUUUUUAAAUUCCGGCUCAACUUCGAAAUUGAUUUUACUGCCACCAAACGGUCAGUGCUCUCAACUAUAGCUCGUCUGUACGACCCACUGGGAUUAAUUGCACCGGUUAUUGUAGCAGCCAAAAUCAUCCUGAAAUCGGUAUGGUCCUUUAAGGUACAACGCGAUGAGCACACGUUCACACCACUGGCAUGGGAUGAAACGCUACCAACAAAUCUAAAUCACCAAUGGCAACGUUUUCUAAAUACUGUAUCGGAGCUGCCCUGCAUCACGCUGCCGAGAUGGUUGAACUAUGAGCCAAAUCAUGUUAAAUCAUUACAACUCCAUGUAUUUUGCGAUGGCUCGACAGCUGCAUAUGCAGCAUGUGUUUAUCUACGGAGUCACCCCGACAAAACCGUUGACUAUACCACGCGUCGAGUUGUGCGGAGCAGUGCUGGCGACUGA